Ambispora gerdemannii is the source of this 349-nucleotide messenger RNA. The record is from the annotation of a GenBank genome assembly. Lineage: Eukaryota; Fungi; Glomeromycota; Glomeromycetes; Archaeosporales; Ambisporaceae.
AUGCCUAUCUCUACAGCUGAGAAAGAGGAAUUUCCCACAUUAUGUGAUCAAUGGAUUAGAGAUAGUGAAGGUUUUCUUAUUAUAUACUCAAUUUCAUCUCGGCCAACAUUUGAACGUGUAGAACGAUUUCGAAAUCAAAUCACUCGGGUCAAAGAUUCAGAGUCGGUUCCCAUUAUGCUUGUUGGCAAUAAAUGUGAUAAAAUUACUGAACGGGAAGUUUCACGUGAAGAAGGCAUUAAUAUGGCUCAGCAAAUUGGAUGUGGGUUUAUCGAAACCUCGGAAAAAACAUGUGUAAAUGUUGAAAGGGCAUUUUACACUGUUGUCAGAAUGAUUCGGGUUGGUCGUGAGA